GCAGGAAGUCGUUGUUAUUCGCAGGGAAAGUCACAGCUGUUAUGACGACCAUCGUCUGCUGCAAGUUUCGUCGUCUUUGGCUGGUUUUUAAUUACUUGGUGAUCAGGUGACCCAUCACGAAACUUUGGGCAUGUUCUUUAAAUCGUCCAUCUAGUUAUGUUUAAGUCGUGAUCGUGACAUUUGCAUUAUUCGAGUGGAGGUUAUGGUCGUUGUCGUGCAAGUGUACAGUCUGCAGUGACAGUAGUUACAUACUACCGAUGCAGACGCAAAUAAAAGACAAAUUUUAUCAUGGAUGAUCAAGACGAUUCAUCUAAUGAGGUGGACCUGGCUAUUGGAAGCAGAGUUUGUCAAGUACCGAAAGAUAACAGUGAACAUGGAAGUUCUAAGGUGGUCCCUAAAACUGAACCACUUUGUGAUAGCGACUAUAGUUCAUUAGUUGACGUUAAACCUCGACCUCUUCCUGCUUUGCGUCCGGAAAUCCCUGAUCUCAAGAACAUCCACAGCUCACCCGCAAUAAAUUGGGCUGGUGGGAAUUGGCAAGAUAGCUCAAGAAAAAGUGCUUUUCAGCCUUACAGACCAACAACAUUAUUAACAAAUCUUCAAAGAGGAAAUACACAAACCCAGACCCCUGUUAUUGAGAAAGAAGAGGUCAGUCUUCACGAGAGGGCGGGACAAGGAGAAAUAACAGAAGCUGAACUGAAGCAAGAGGGCAAGAUUGAUUCUCCCGAUGAGAAUGGUCUAACGCCUCUGAUGUGGUCCGCUGCCUACGGUCAGUUGUCAGCAGUACAACUGUUCCUGAAACAUGGAGCCAGGAUUGACGCCAGAGGCCCAGAGGGUGAGACAGCACUUCUUUUAGCAUCUGCAGCGGGUCACCAUGACAUAGUGAAACUACUUCUCAACGGGGGAGCUUCAUUAAACCACUGUGAUGAUGUUGGAAAUACUGCCCUGAUGUAUGCAGCUCAUGGUGAUCAUCCGCACUGUGUAAAUGAACUUCUGCUUCGAGGAGCAGAUUUCACAGUAUCAAACGAAUCUGGAGAUACAGCUUACACUAUAGUUGUCCGAAACAACAGCCAACUAGCACAAGCGGUCAUUGAGAAUCAUCUUCUCACAUUAAUCGGAUAAUGUGAAACGCAACUACACCAACUACCCAUCAACUUCAUGUGAUACCAUCAGUUUUGUGAGAUACUUUUCACAUGUUAGAAACAAACCAUUAAAGUCCUCAUAAUUAUAACAUUAAA
Thrips palmi is the source of this 1238-nucleotide messenger RNA. Its product is annotated as ankyrin repeat family A protein 2. Gene Ontology annotation, molecular function: protein binding. Gene Ontology annotation, biological process: regulation of apoptotic process. Bases 289 to 1122 code for a protein of 277 amino acids. The record is from RefSeq and is a predicted model, not a curated record. NCBI's taxonomy places the organism in Eukaryota, Metazoa, Arthropoda, Insecta, Thysanoptera, Thripidae. The transcript has 7 exons. Gene Ontology annotation, cellular component: nucleus.